Anarrhichthys ocellatus (wolf-eel) is the source of this 1392-nucleotide messenger RNA. It is a transcript of the gene h1-0, whose product is annotated as H1.0 linker histone. Gene Ontology annotation, cellular component: nucleosome; nucleus. The record is from RefSeq and is a predicted model, not a curated record. Gene Ontology annotation, biological process: negative regulation of DNA recombination; chromosome condensation; nucleosome assembly. The coding region runs from base 262 to 852 and encodes 196 amino acids. Gene Ontology annotation, molecular function: structural constituent of chromatin; nucleosomal DNA binding; double-stranded DNA binding. The transcript has a single exon. Lineage: Eukaryota; Metazoa; Chordata; Actinopteri; Perciformes; Anarhichadidae.
CUCACUGAGGCGCCUGUGGAAUAAGACACUUAAGUGAUCCGGUGCACUGACGCGUCACUCCGUGAGGACAUUUAUUUCAUUCUUACUGUGACAGCAGUUAGUGUGGCAUUGUCUGCCGACUCGGACUUUCUGGAAGAAAAGCUUUAUUUCUGGCUGUGCGUAUAUAUUUCUGUUUCUGACGCUCCGGUGUAGUCUGCUGAAAUCACACCCCAUUGGACUUUUUUUUUUCUUUUUGUUAACUAACUCCAAAGAAAAGUCACCAUGGCAGAGACGUCGGCCACUCCAGCCAAAGCCAAAAAAGCAGGCAAGCCCAAGAAGCCUGCUUCUCAUCCCAAAUACUCGGAGAUGAUAAAAGCAGCCAUCGCGCACGACGCCAGCCGGAACGGAGCGUCCCGGCAGUCCAUCCAGAAGUACGUGAGGAAGACCUACAAGGUGGGCGAGAACGCCGAUGUGCAGAUUAAAUUGGCCCUGAGGAGGAUGGUGGCGGCAGGGAGCCUGCGCCACACCAGAGGCAUCGGCGCGUCCGGAUCCUUCAGGUGGGCCAAACCAGAGGACUCCAAAAAGUCAGUCAAGGCGCCGGCACCUGCCAAACCGAAGAAGGCAGUGAAGCCCUCCAAACCCAAAAAGGCGGCCAAGCCCAAGAAAGUGGCCAAGACGCCGGAAAAAACCAAGAAGGCACCUGUAAAGAAAGUGAAAAAGGUCGCGAAAAAGGCGACACCGGUGAAAGCCAAAAAGGCACCAGUCAAGAAAGCAAGCAAGGCAGUCAAGCCCAAGGCAAAACCAGCAAGGAGGGCAACCAAGCCCAAGGCAAAGUCACCCAAAAAGGGAGCCAAAACAGGCAAGAAGAAGUAGGACAAUAUCAGAGAGACAAAGUCACUGUAAAUACUUAAGGAAAUGUUUUCGUAUAUGUAUUAUUUUUGUAAGCUCUCAUGCAAACGUAUGCUGUUUUUACCAGUAGUUUCCUCUCCAUUGCACUAUAGCUUAUAGAUGCUGUAGACAUAAUUGUGAGCAUUUUUUUUUUAUUUGGCGUUAAUAAUGCUGUUCAUUUCUAUCCGAUCCUUGGAUUCAUACUGGCUAGACUAGCGUCUUUCUGAAAAGGAAAAAUGUACAUACAGUUGAACUUACGAAUAGUCAUCGUUAGUGCACGCGGGGGGGCAUACUGAAAAUACGAAUGUGACAAUGGUGAGCAUUGUUGAGCCUUUACAAUGUACAGCCCAUAUAGGCAGUGGACGUCAGCAAGAUUCUCCUAACGGCUCUAUAGAUGUCACUCAAGCUCCGUUCUGUAUGUUUCCUCAUGUUCAGACGACUCAUACUAUACAAACAUCCCAACUGUGUUCAGUCGCUUUUAAAGACUGGUUUUACUGCAAUUCAAUAAACCUUUGUCAUCUUCUA